Mercenaria mercenaria is the source of this 2095-nucleotide messenger RNA. RefSeq lists its product as uncharacterized. The record is from RefSeq and is a predicted model, not a curated record. Bases 201 to 1868 code for a protein of 555 amino acids. Gene Ontology annotation, biological process: monoatomic anion transport; transmembrane transport. The transcript is spliced from 14 exons. Gene Ontology annotation, molecular function: transmembrane transporter activity. Lineage: Eukaryota; Metazoa; Mollusca; Bivalvia; Venerida; Veneridae.
UUAAAGGAGCAAUAUGGACUGAAACAACAAGUGUGGUUUUGAAACUCAAAAUACAUAGAAAGUAAUGCUUUUGAUUGGUUGAAAGGUAGCGUCUUUUUUUAUGAAAUCUUAAGCACUGGCAAUGUCUGAUUGACGUUUUUAUCUCAAACCAGUCUGAAAUAUUGAAUUACUCUGGAUAUCUUAUUUUGCAUAACAUCAUAAUGCAAGAAAGGGAUAAUUACACAGUUAAAGCAGUUAAAGAACACAUAGAUGGUAAUGUACCCGGCUGUUGUUCUCAGCGAUGGAUACUUGCAUACAUCGGAUUCUUUGGUUUUGCCGUCUUCAACUCCCUGCGUGUUAAUCUAAGUGUGGCCGUAGUUUGCAUGGUGAAGACUCCACAAAUAGACUUUGAAGCAAUUAAAGGCAUGAAUGUUUGUUGUCUAACUGUAUAUUGCUUAAAGAAUUUUACAAACACGAGCGUCUUGCCAAAGGGGUUUGAUUUAAACUGCAUCAAGGAAGAGGAGGAAGCCUCUCAUUCGAGUGACAGAGCCGAAUUAGAAUGGGAUGUGUCUACAAAGGAGCUUAUUCUAGCCUCAUUUUAUUACGGGUACAUUAUAACGCAAAUUCCAGGAGGCUGGCUAGCUCACAGGUUUGGUGGGAAGAAAGUUCUUUUCACUUCAAUAUUUGGAUCGUCCCUGUUGACUUUGUUUCUUCCAUUAUGUGCACGAACACAUGUCUACCUGCUGUUUGCACUCAGAGUCGGUAUUGGAUUGUUUUCAGCUAUGACAUUCCCUGCCAUGCAUGACAUGUGGGGGCAAUGGGCACCACCUUUGGAAAGAAGCAAACUCACGGCUCUGUGCUACGCAGGAGCUACAUUCGGCAAUGUACUGACGUUCAGCACAUCUGGUGUGCUGUGUGCAUAUGGAUUUGAUGGUGGAUGGGGCUCUAUCUUUUACGUUACAGGAUCUGCUGGUGUGCUAUGGACAAUAGCAUGGCUUUUAUUGUCCGCUGAUAACCCAUCUUCACAUCCGAGAAUAACAACAGCCGAAAAGAACUACAUUACAGAAAGUAUAAGUCAUGGCAAAAAGAAAACGUAUACUAAAGUCCCUUGGGUGGCUCUGGCAAAGUCACCAUGCCUGUUUGCGUGUCUGACUGCGCACGUGUGCAACAACUGGACAAAUGCUACACUACUAACAAAUAUACCUACAUUCAUGAUGGAUGUUUUGCAUUUCGAUAUAAAAAGUAAUGGUGUAUUAUCAGCUGUGCCAUAUAUUUGUCAGUUUUUGUCAGGCAUAUUUUCCGGCCAGUUUGCAGAUUUUCUCAGAUCUAGAAAAUAUCUAUCAACAACUACAACAAGAAAAUGCUUCCAGACAUGUAGCUUUAUGGGCGCCGCUGUGUGUUUGGUUGGAACAGGUUUUUGUUCUUGCGAACACAGAACACUAGCAGUUAUUCUAUUGUCAUUAGCUAUGACCUUUAUGGGGCUCGGUCGUGCAGGAUAUAUGGUCAAUCACGUCGAUAUUGCGCCAGCUUAUGCAGGUGUCUUGUUUGGGAUAACAAACACAUCAGCGGCACUCACAGGCAUGACGGCACCUUUACUGGUUGGAUAUCUCACGCCAAAUGCUACUGCUCUUGAAUGGCGAAAUGUAUUUUAUGUGUGUGCUGGAUUUGAUGUGUUUGGAACUAUAGUGUUUUCCAUAUUUGCCUCUGGAGAAUUGCAGGAAUGGGCUAUUAUCAGAGACAAUGUUAAAUUAGAAGCAUGCACAAAUGGUGUUGAUCAAACUACAAGAUCACCGAGCAACCUUGAUAAUACUGAAGCUGAUGAACCACAAGAAAAAGGGCAAAUUAAUUACGGAUAUGAAAAAUUCAAGGGCCUUCACUGCAGACUGUAACGUAAUGUACUAGACCUUUCCACAUAUAUGAAAAAAAAAGUUCGUGUCUGUGUAUUGAUGCGAUGUAGGUUGUGCUAAUUGGCAUGUGCUUGCAUCUUUUUCUAAGCUGAAAAAAACCUUUGACCAAAACUGGCGGGAGAUAUGAUUAGACAUGUGUGAAUCAGUGAAUGCAUAUUAUUUUGAUGUGAGACAAGAAUAAUUUUGUAUCAGUGAAUGUAUUAAGAGUU